CCAAUAUGGCGGCAACCGUGUAUGAAAGGUGCGGAAUGUUUUGAUUUGGAAACGACCAAUAAAAAUAGUAAAAAAGUCACGAAACGCGAAAAAAAUAUACAAUGGCCGGUGUAUUAUCUAGUGUGAUGUGCUGAAAAUACGAAAUAGCCGAUUGAGACGCAAGUGUUGUGUCAGUUUGGUAAUUUUGUUGUGUGCCCGUGUUGUAUUUUUUACGUGAAAAACUUCUUUGCUAAAUGUGUCCGUUCGUAGUAUUGAUAUGUGACUGUAGAUUACGCGAUGUCUACCGAUGAUAAAGAGUCGGCAUGUUCGAGUGAAACCGUGAAACGUUUAGAUAACGCGAGUACCGAUCGUUGUGAAGAUGAAAUUUGUGAAAAAAAGAGAAAAAGACCAAGCAGGAAAGUGUCUUUCCCUGAUGAAGACCAGAUAGUCACACAGUACUUCGAGCCCGCGAAUCCUUGGCAUGAUGUGCCCACAACAACGCGUGCGCAGCUGGCGGCCGAGUACCUGGAGUGUUGCCGGCGACACAACACACCGCCCAUCGACACCGUGCUACGACAGAUACGGGAGUUACCCGAGCCGGCUAUCGGCGGCGGGUGCCGCGCGGCGCGGCUGUCGCUGUCGGAGUGCCCGCUGCUGGGCUCGGCGCCGGUGGACGCGCUGGAGGCGCUCCUGAGGAAGGCGCAGUUCCGCCGCAUCGAGAUAGACCACGCCGCCCUGGACGACGAGGGCGCGGAGGCCCUCUUCGACAUGAUAGAGUACUAUGAGAGUGCUAUGGUGCUGUCCAUCAGUGGACCGCGCGCCUACGGCAUCAGGGGUUGGCAGGCGGCCUCUAGGAUGAUUAAAAAGAGCUGCCAGCUGGUGGAGCUGGAGAUCUGCAACCACCCGCUGGAGGCGGGGCACGCCCCGGUGCUGGCUCGCGCGCUGCACACGCACUCGUGUCGGCUGCGGGUGCUGUGCCUGCAGCGCGCCGUGCUCUCCGGAGACCCGCUGCUCUGCCUCGUGAUAGCGUUGAAAUCAAACAGCUCGGUGCGGGAACUGCGCCUCGGCGACAACAACCUGACGCCGUCUGACGCGGCGCAGCUGGCGUCACUGCUGCGGUACAACAGCAGGAUACAGCUGUUGGACCUGUCCAACAACAUGAUACAGGACGCGGGCUGCGGGCACCUGGCGGAGGCGCUGGCGGAGCAGGCUGCGCACACGCCGCCCUCUGCCGCCGCCAGCCCGCUGUCGCCGCUGCACGGGCCACUGAGCAGUUAUGACGCGCGAGGGUUGGCGUUCCUAGUGUUAUGGAACAACCAGCUGACGAGGAACUCCGCGGGGCACCUCAGUAGAGCGCUGGCAUCCCAAUCCCUCUGCGUGCUGAACGUGGGCCGCAACGCCCUAGGGUCGGACGCCGUUCGAGCCCUAGCGGGGGGCGGAGCCCUGCUGUCGCUGGGGCUGCAGUGCGCGCGGCUGGGGCCCGAAUGCGCUCGCGCGCUGCAGGACCUCGUGCGGGCCACCACGCUUCAGAGGCUAGAUCUUCGCGACAACAAGCUUGGCGUCGCGGGGUUGCAGGCAAUCGUGGUCGCGUUGAAGGACAACCAUACGCUCACACAGAUCGACCUCGACGACGUAUCGGAGUCGACAACGACGCUGACGGCGGAGGACAGCGAGGCGGCGACCGUCGCCCGCCUCACGCGCGAGAUCCGCGCGCUGUGUCGGGACAACGAGCCCGCGUCGCCGGAACGGCGCGUGCACAGGAAGAUAUCGCUCACGUGCCACACCGUCGCCGCGCCCAGGGCGGCGGGCGGCGCCGGCGCGGAGGAGGCGCGACUGCGUGCGCGGCUGCGCUCGCCCGCUCCCUCGCCCGCACCCUCGCCCGCAGGCUCGCCCGUGCCGCAUGCGCAUUCGCGCUUCUCUGUGACGCGGGUGACUCCGGAGCGCGAGUGUGGCAGCUCGUCGGCGCUGCCGCCGCACAGCCCCACCCCACCAGGGUCCAGGUUCAAAGUCGUGCAGGUGGCGGAGCCCCCACAGAUCCAAGUACACAACGCGGAGCUCCGGCGCAGCACCUCGCGGUUCUCUGUGACGCGCAACUACGACACCAUGUACAACCCCACGCCGCCGCCCAGCCCCGCCACUCCCACCAAACCCGACUCCCCCAAACCGGACACCCCCAAACCGGACACCCCCAAACCGGAAACCCCCAAACCAGAAACCCCAAAAUCCAAAACCCCUUGUGAUAGCAAGAAAUGUGACAAUAUAAACACUAAUAAAUGUGAAAGUGUGAAUGAAAAAAGUGAUAAAGAUGAUAAAAAUUGUGUGAACAAAGCCAGCGGUAGAGACGUACCUAAGCGUGACAAACAAGAGAGACAAGAGAGUGCGACAAGUGACGGUGACGAUGACGUGUUCCACGAUAAAACGGAACGCGUGUGUCACAGUGAGACAGUGGACGUUGUGGGCGCCGACAAAGUGCUUAAAACAGAGACGCAACUAGUGAAAAACAGUACAGAAGCGAGCGCCACCGAGAAAGUUGACGUGCAACUGCAAAUGACGGUCAAAACGGAAAGUGUCAACCCAGCCAAAGUUCACGCCGACCAAAAUUCGAGUGAGUUUAGAAAUAUAGACGAUAAUAAAUUAGAAGAGAAACGAGACGAAAACGCCAUGAAACAAAUUGAAGCUAUAACUGAAGACUUGGGCAACCUUAUACAGGAAAUGAAGGACCUCUCCACGAAAACUGCUGUCUUGAAAAAGGCAAAUUGCCCAGAUGUAGACGUUAACAGUAAAAUAGAUGUACCUGCUAAUUUUAUACGGGAUAACGUAGUUCUUAAGAAGAAUAAGAGUGAGUCAAGCCUCGACAGCCCGGACCUGGAAGUGUCGCGAUUGAUGACCAAAAAGCUCGGCGGCAGUCCCUUCUGCGAUAGCAGUAGCUCUUUGGAAAUCUCUGGAAGCUCCAUGGAGAGUCUUGCCGAACCAAACAUACAGACGAAGCCAAUAAUAAUACAGGAAUCGAUCGAAUCUGAUACCGAGUUGGACAGAAGAAAACCCGACAGGAUUACGUUGUCGACUGAAAGCAGUCUUGAGUCUAAUACCAGUGAGAUUACACCAGUGAACAGCGGAAACUUCUUAAACAUGUCGGUUAGCUCCAAUGAAAGCGUAUCGCCUAUAAUAUUCGGGAAGACUAAGAAGAUACACGAUUCCUUAUCCAGUCUGGAAGCGAGUGUAAGUUCCCUAGACUCCGCCAGACAAGACAAGGUGAUGGUGACAUCGGCAGACUCUGGUAUAGAGUACUCAUUACAGAACCCAACGGAAGGCAAAGACGACAAUUCCUCCAAUGAAGGAACUUUAACGAACAACUCUAGUUUAAAGGAAACCGUCAAGAAGCCAGACAAUUUACUGCAAGACACUUUGACGUGUUCUCCUAAAAGAGCAUCCAGUUUGCUGGACGUGCCGGCGUUGAAGACCAAAGGCUUGGACAGGAUGAGGAAGAUAUCGUGGGUGGCGCCGUCUUCCAGCUUCCACAUACCCCCCAAACCAGAAGAGAAAGUUGAGAUGAAACUGCCGUCGCAUCUCGAGAAACUGCUCAGUUUGUUCCAGCAUCCGACGAGUUUGUUCUCAAGAAGUUCCAACGAGGAGGAAAAGAAAUCAGCGUCAAACACUCCUCCUAGGAAGGACUCCUCCCUGACCAGCUCAUUCUGGUCGUGGGGUAGUGUUACAGAGAGUAACAAGGACGACAAAGAUGAUUCCUCCGAAGCGACUGACUCCACUCUGUCGGAGAGAAUUCAAGUGUCGUUUGUCGACGAGUCCUUCUCAAGGAAGCUUGACAGCAAGACUCCCUCCACGGAUACAGAGAACACACUGAGCGAGUUCCAAUCGUUCCCCAUGCAGGGGAACUCUGAAAACAGUGAUAUAUCUCAAGCUGAUAAAGUAGAUAGAGUUACCGAAUUAACCACCGACAAUUUAGUACAAAAAUGUUUAGUUGUAAGCGUAAACUGUAUGGACGAUGCGAGCUCGAACGGGAACAAGGACCCGCGAGCGUGUGAUAUCAUAGAUCUCAUGAAGCCCAACGAUUUAAAUAAAAACUAUUCGACCGGAGACAGCAAUAAAAACUCCGGCCAAGAAACAGACAAGGAAACAGAGAAGGAGGAGAUUAAGGAGCCUAUAAGACCAAGGUCUUUCGCCGCGGUACUUAAGUCUUCAGGUUCUGAAAAUUCCCUCGACAAACAAACCAGUCCUGAGGGCCAACCUGUGGACAAACUGCCUAUCAAGGUGAUCAGGGGCAUCAAAGAAAAUAUAAGUCCUGAAAACACAUUGACUUCCAGUAUGACGAACACAAAGACUUUAGCGCUGGAACUAGCCGAGAGACAAGUGAAGACACAGCCAAUAGUAAGCGCAGUCUGGGAAGUAUCUGCGAACUUUGAGAAAGACGAGGGUAAAGCGCCAAUAGCCACUAUAGAGGAGACCAACGACGAAGCGGCGGACAACUCCGUACAACUAGACUACAUAGACGACAUCAAAUUCAUUGACGAAAAGAACGUCUCAGCUGACAGCGGAGUGACGUUGCUGGAAGGCGUUGAAGACAAGAAAUUCGAGUCCAAAGUUCGGGAAUUGGAAAGCGUGGAUUUGGGAAAAGAUGCUUUAUCCUACCUCAUUUACGAAAACCAGGACUUUGAGCCUGAGACUGAGCAUACCGUAGCUAAUGUGGCUCAAGAGGGAUCGCUGGCUCAAGAACUAAAAGAAGCAGAGAUCAAAGAGAAACUACUAGAUUUAUCACCAGAAUUAGUCAUUGACGAAGCGAUCGAAGUCCCAGAAGUGUUUGUGGCUAAAGACUUAAAGGGACUUAGGACUUCACCAGUGAUACCUGAAAGAGCCAAGUUAAAGAAAUCCAAUUCCUUAGAAGAUCUAUCCCAAACUGACGAGAGUCCUAAAACGAAGACGAUAGCUUUUAAAAUCCCAGAGACGACACCAAGAGAUAUACCGGAUAGGCGGCCGAAGCUUCGUUCAAGAAGUGGUUCCAGUCCGAAAUCUUUGCCAGAAAGCUUGAACAAACCAUGUCCGUUGUCCAAAAUGGAGUGCAAGAAGAAAAAGAGAGUGUCUUCUCUGGGUAAAAUGGCCAAGGAUUCUUUACUAGCGCUUAAUAUGACUGAGGAAGAAAUAGCGGAAUUUAGAAGGUCUUACAAACUAACUUCAGUCGAAAGCUUAAGAUCUCUGGAGUCGGUUUCGGAAGAUGCAAACUCCCAAAGCGGUACCUCAGUGGACUCCCGGUGUAGAGCAUGCCUUAGGACCUCGCAGGAGAGCCUAAUGUCGCUGGACUCGAUCACGGAAGAUUGCCGAUGCACAGAUGACUGUGACAAACUGGACAAACCGGGACGGUCGGUUAGAUAAAGACUUUAGACUGUGGUGUUGGCACUGAGGGGCGGGCAUUCAACUUAAGGGACUAUUUUCAAUCAAUCAUUCAUUAUUUAUUCCACUAACAUAUGGGUUGGGACAGUAACAACCGGAUAAAACCGGAUUAAAUUCUCAUUGAAAGACAAAAUUCUAUUUGAGUUCUUUGCUAGAAUCGACUACAGUAUACCUAUUUAUUUGCUGUUAGAUUAAAAAAAAAUGCAUUUGUGAAUACUUAUGUACCUGGGUAAUGAGAAAAUAGGUGAUUAAAUUAUCGCGUUAAAUCUCGACAGAUCUAUCUGUUUUGUUUUUGGAGAAAAGGGAAAGUCAGUUUCUUAUCGCGCAUUCGAAAGGCACGUUAACCCGUUGGUCCCGGUUACUACUUACUGAUGUAAGUUAGUAGUCGUUACAUGAGCCAUGUCAGGUGCCUUUGGCGGUUCAUUAGUAACCCAGACACUAGGGUUGAUGGGGUUGGUAAUCCACCUCACAACCCACACGACAGAAGAUGACUAGAAAGAUUAGUUAUCCCUACCGAAGUAGACAGAGCCAUAAGUUAAAUUAAUACUACCUCUCUUGUCUUUUCGUAUGGAUGAACUGAAAUAUGUUUAGUAAAGUCACUUUUAGCACAUGGGUAUUGGGUUCGUCGUAUUUGAACGUUUCUUGCGCUGUUUCUCAGCUCAACUCGUUCCGCUAAAGAGUAGAGAGCGCGCUCGGAUUGUCUGUCUCCCUCGUACUCAUGCGUCAUGCGGUAAGAACGUAGUCUCCGUUCGGUGAUAAAACUAAAGUAGAAUCUUGGUUUUCAAUGAAAUUCCGUAUUUCUGUAAUCGAUAUUUUAGCAUCACUAAUUUAUUUUCCAUAUAUUCAUUCUCCAUGCUACUUUUUAGAGAAAAAUAGAGCAGUGGUUUCCCUCUUGCCUUCCGCAGUACUCUGUCUGACGCGAGUGGGAUGGCGCCCAGAGUAGUCCAUUUCAAAGUCUGACUAGGACGCGUCCUCCGCCUCUGAAUAGUACUGAAAGUUACUGCUGCCCUCAGGUUUCAGGUUACAGUCCCUGUGACUCGCCUCUUCAGUCCUGUAUUGCCGUACCGAUGGCUCCCAUCUCCGCGUCUUCAACAGUUGAGGUCUUCAGUUGAUUUUUAUUUAAGGUAAAAUGUCCGCCCCCAUGGUCCAUGCACCUGUAAUUUAUUUGGCCGAGACUUAUUAUUUACAAACCGACAAGAAACUCGCUACGUACAUAAUUGGUUUUUAAAAUGACGUAAAUGUUGAUUCAGGCGCGCAGUGGUGCUGAUUCUCGACACCAAAUUAAUGUUAACCUAACUUGACAGUUCUAAGACCUCUUUCAUUCACAGUCAGUAAAAGAUAUCAGUGUUGAUCAAAACUUACAAGUCUGCACGUUCACAAGCUACAAGUUACUCACAAGUACUUGUAACUUGCGCUUAUCAAAAGAAAGCAGAGAGAUUGUAAAAUAUACUUGUAAAAUAAAUAUUGACACUUGUAACAUGUAAUUUACAUGUGUGGUUUUGAUAAAUACAUUCUUGUAAUAAUGUAAUUUUUUAUAAGAAGAUUUCUUGUAAUACAGGUCUUGUAAGUUUUGAUAAACAGCGCACAGUUCUAAGAGCUAAUUAUAAUAAUAUUAAGUUGAUACAAUGAGUACCAAAACUUUAUCAUAUUCUGACAGCUCUUAAAAUACUGCCGUCCUUUGCUGACUGUGAGCGCAAGAAAGAGAUAGCAGUAGUUUGAGGAUUUUCAGCCUGUUUUACAGAAUUGACACUUAAAGUCCUUCAAAUGUAAUUGAAGUAUAACUUGAUUAAAAGGAGAUAUCUCAUGUCUCUUUCGCACUAGGAGAUGCAUUAUAUAUCUGUCCUGCUCUCAUUCUAAUCAUGUUACUUUUGAAGGACGUUAAGACUGAUUUUAAAGUCCAAUUGAAGGAGUCUAUAUUUUUUCAUAGGAAAAGAAAAUGUUUUGUUAAAUUCUUGUACUUACCACGGCUAUAGACUUCCAUUUGUAUAAAGGAAAAUAAUUGUAUCAUAAUAUAUUAUUAAAAAUAAUAAUGUAUUAUGAAUAAAUAGACUUAUAAUAAUAAUAUGGUUUAAAUAAGAAUUAAGGAACUGGAACAAUGGAUAAAAUAAAUGAUGAUAUUUUAUAGAAUGUUUAAAAAUAAUAAUAAUAAUAAAAUAUACUUUAUUUCGGACAAAUUUACAUCCAUAAUACAAGAAAGAAAAUACUUAAAAGCUGUAAAACACCAUAAUGGCACACACUUAAAUGCUGAUGGGUCCAGUGCUUUAUAAAGCUGUCCCACAUAUCAGCUAUUACAGUCAGGAUGCUGUUGGUGCUGGCACGCACUCUGCAGUGCGUGUUUUGCCUCAAGUUUUUUUGCAAGUAAAUAUGUCUGUCACAAAACCGAACUUUACUAAAAUGUAACAUUAAGUUGUAAAUAAGGAACUUGAAAAUAUAACUACAAGAUAAGCUCACGACUAUAUUCCAAUGGGGGUAGUCAGAGGUACCAUCGCAAGAUGAACUUAGUACCUACAUCUCACCGAGCUUUCUGUUGGACCAACGUUGGAAACUAUACUUGAAUAAUUUAUUUAUUUAUUUAUUUAUUAAAUUCUUACAUGCUCAUACAAUGUGUUCAUUACAGGUAGGGUCCCAAUUCGACAACAUCUUAAAUAUAUAGCAAUCAUAAAAAAUACGUUAUAAAAUUAAAAAUAUGUUCAACAUUCAUAAUUAUUCUUAUUCUCAAACAAAUUAUUAAAAAUUAAUGAAAAAAUUGGAAACAAUAACAUAACAUGAGACAUUACGUACUAAAUAAACAAGAAAGAACUUAUAGUCUAAAAAAACAAUGUCAUAAAUAAAUUAAAUAGGUACUUAUGUUAAAUUCUAUAUUACUUAUUGGUUAAAUAAUGCAAAGCGGCCUCUUCGAAUUUCGCCAGCGAACAAUGAAAUAUGUCUAUUUCAUGUGCGAUAUCAUUAAAAUUAAAUAAUAAAUUAAAUAAUAUCUAAAAAUAGUCUAUCGGAGUCGAGAACAGACUCCUCGGCGACCUUCAUGAAGACUUCGAACUCAGCUCAAAAUCGGUAUUCGAAGACGGCGCCUCAACCUUCACUCGAGUUUACUCCGCAAGGCGUGACGUCAUUAAUUUCGUAUUAUUAUGUUGGCAGUACGACAUGCUCGACUCCAGUGAGGAAAGUCCUCAAGUCGAGGAUGUAAAUGUCAACUUAAUCAAAAAUGGCCGUCCAUUAAUCAUGCGAGGCUCGCUAGGGGAGGAGGGGUCCAUGAAAAAUCACUCGCAAUGAUAACCAUGGAAUUUGUAUUAAAAAGCAACCUGUGACGUCAUAAAAAAACGUGACAAAAUGUCGCACUAAUUAUUACAUUUUUCUUUAUGAAAAUUCAUAAACGUGUUAAAUAAAAAAAAGUGGUUGUGACAGACGGACGGACGGACAGACAGACAUGACGAAUCCAUAAGGGUACCGAUUUUGCUAUUUGGCUACGGAGCCCUAAAAAGUAAACGUUUUUUUACCACCUUAAGAUCUGUCUUUAUUUAGUAAUUCUGCAUAAUUUAUCUUUGACUUAAGAAACUACCUAAGAGGGUACGGUCACGAGUACUAAUAUGCAUACACUGAAACCAUGUCACAUUAACUUUUUUGACAAAUUAAACCGUAAGUCUCAUUAAAUGUCAAAUACGAUAGUGAGACAGGGUUCUAAAGUGGGUACAUUAUAUUGCUCAUGACUGUAUGUGAGAUAAUGCUCAGUGUUGCCACUUCCUUAAUUCUUAGUUAAACCAUUAAAUGGAUGAAAGAAAACUAUUAAGGCAAAAGUAUUGUUAAAAUUAUAAUUUUAACAAGCCUUAUAAGGCUGUAAAAAAUUAAGCUCUUGCGUUUAACCGCACAAUCGCAUGUAUAAAUCUAUACAUAUAAUAUAUAUAGAGAAAGAAGUAAUAUUAUAAAUGUUUAUGUAUAUUAUAUUAUAUAUUACAUUAUGUCAAUAUAUCAAAUUGAUAUAUUGAUUCGCGUACUUGUUGUUAAUUGUAUAAUAGGUAGGGUAAAUUUUUGCGUAUUACAUUAAUGUUUUCGAUUUUCCAAUAACAUAAAUGUAAAUGUUUAAAGAGAAUGUAAGGUUGAAUUCGUAUAGAUAAAUUCAAAUUCAAAAAUAUAUUUAUUCAAUAGGUAACAAAGUUACACUUUGAAUCGUCAAUUUUUACAUAACGAAUGUCUCAUCCGCCUAAAACUACUGCAGCUUCUCACAACCCGUAUAGCUACCCCAAUACAGAUUAGGUCACAUACCUCCGAAAAUGCAUUUCUCGGGAAUGUGGGUUUCCCCACGAUGUGUUCCUUCACCGCUGAGCACGUGAUAGUCAUUUAUGAUCCAAACUUGAAUUCGAAAACAAAUUAGACAAUCAUUGGUUUAGGCCUGUGCUGGAUUCGAACCUGCGACAUCAAAGGGAGAGCCAAGCGUUGUACCAACUGGGCUACCGCGUUUUUCAUGAUUAAAAUACAUAAAUAAGUUAAGAAAAUAGAGAAGUAGUAAUCAGAAUUUCAUGAUUUAUCUUUGACCUAGGAACCGGACCUGUCAAAUCACAUUGACCUUCAACAAGUUUAUCCAUGAUAAUUACGUUGAAUAAAUGAUUGUGAUUUCUGAUUUCUUUGACCUAGGAUACUACCAAAUUGAUAUAUACAUAAGUGUAUUGGUGAUUGAAAUAUGCGAAUUCAAUCUAACAGUAACAAAGACCAAAAUGAUAAAAAAGUUUAAUAUUAAUAAAAAUUUUAAACCGUCUUAAAGUGUAUUGUAUAUAUCAAAGCUUUGGAUGUCAAAAUAUUAAUAAAAGAACAUGUUUCGGCGGCUGUUUAUAUACUUAUAUUUAUAGUUUGGCAAUUCGGUUAUAUAUUUACGUAAAGUUAGUGUUAGUCCAUAAUAUAGAGUUGAUACUACCGUUCAGUCUUACUUUUUUAAAACUUUAGGAAUAACUGUAUUAAUAAUAAUACAGGGUAUUAGUUGCAUCGUAACGAAUACUGAGGGGGGUGAUUCAGACCGUGAUUCUGAGUUGAUAUCAAGCGGAAUUUUCCGUCGCAAAAUUUACGAUUUUUUUUAAGUUUUUUUAAAUUAUUCAAUUCUAUAUCUUUGCGAUGGAAAAUUCCACUCGAUAUUAACUCAGAAUAAUGAGCUGAAUCAUUCCCCUCAGUAUUUGUUACGAUGUCAGUUACACCCCUUACAAGUACAUUCAGGUAGCCAUACAAGUAGAUAUGGGAGUUAGUGACAACAUACUUAAUGUAAAGUAUUUUUGUUUUUGGGGACAUAUUGAAAUAUGAUAAUCAACCGCGUAAACCUAAAACAAUGUAUAUUAAUCAAAUCAAAUAAUACUUUAUUGCACUGAACUAAAUUUAAACAAUCGACGAUUCAACGAUUGUUGAUUGUUGUUGCUUGACUGUAUUCAUAUACAGUCAAAUUUGGGCGGCCUUAUUGCUCUAGAGCAAUUUCUUCCAGGCAAUCACUACUAGGAAACAAACAUUUACCAAAUUUGGAUGCGGGAUGGAUAUUACAGUGUUAUACGACGUUGUCAAUAUUAGCUUUUUGUUUUGACGUGACUUAUUGUAGAUUUGCCGCAGAUGCCAUUAACUACUUGGCCGGACAAAUGGGUACCAUAAUAUAUUAGCAAAGGGCUAACAAUAUUAUUGAAAAGUCAAAUAAAGCGGUGAAAGGUGAUAUCAACUCUAUAUUAUGUCCUACCCCCAACUUUACGUAAACACACCACUGAAUUUCCGAUCUAUAGUUAUAUUAUUAUGUAAUAUAAAUUAAAAACUAAUGUAUUGUAUUAUAGAGAGCGAAAAUUUAUAAGUUCACACGUUUUUGACGAUGGUUUUCGUUCAUUUGUAAGAUACGUAAUAAACGUUUUGAGAAAUCAUCAAGUACAUAACAUUGUUGCGAAGUGUAAUCAGUUUUACCUUGUUAAACGUAACAUGCUUAGAAUGACAUAUUUUGUCUCUUACUAAGCUGUAUACUGUUAGUGCGAGAGACAUAUAUCUCCCGUCUCUUUCAUACUAAGGUGUACUCCGUUAGUGCGAAAGGGAAAUAUCUCCCGUCAGUUUCGCGCUAAGCGAUGUACAUCAUCAUCACCAGCCCAUUAACGUCCCCACUGCUGGGGCACGGGCAUUCCCUAUGGAUGGAUAGGGAGAUCAAGCCUUAAACCAUCACGCGGGCCCAGUGCGGAUUGAUGGUUAUUAACGACUGCUAAUGCAGCCGAGACCAACGGCUUAGCGUGCCUUCCGAAGCACGGAGGAGCUCGAGAUGAAAACUUUUUUUUUGUGGUCACCCAUCCUAUGACCGGCCUUUGCGAAAGUUGCUUAACUUCAACAAUCGCAGACCGAGCGCGUUUACCGCUGCGCCACCGAGCUCCUCGAGGCGAAGGCGAGGUAUAUGUAUUGUAUAUCAUAUAUAUCUAUGUAUAUCUGUACAUCUGUAGUCUGUAGUAUGUAUAUCUGUACAUAUACCUAUAUAUAUCUCUGUCCUUCUGUCAUUGUAAUUAUGUUACGUUUAGCAGGCUAUUGUUAUUAUAGAUUUGAUUCACUUGCCGUUUCUCGCGACACGUAAUCCUAGGCUGACCCAUUCGUAUGAUGGCGCGGUGAUUUCUACGGCACACUUUGAUGAAGUAUUUACCUGUUCACCUAUAAAAAAAUAUAUAUAUAUAUACGGUCGAUUUGAGAACCUCCUCCAUUUGUUAAAGUCGGUAAAAAAAUAUUAACCACCAUACGAAUAAAAAAUAAAUAAGCGAUGGACAGUCAUGAGCAAUAUAAUGUACCCACUUUAGGACUCUGUCGCACUAACAUAUUUGACAUUUAGUGAGACUUACAGUUCGAUUUGUCAAAAGAGUUAAUGUGACAUGGUACCAAAGUGUAUACAUAUUAAUGCUCGUGACCGGACGUGUGCUAAGUAUUCGACAGCCACUCGCUAGCCAAGCAAAGUUAAAUACAAUGGGGACUUUCCAAUCGACGUAACACAAACGAAUAACAUAGCGCGUAAAUUGCGUACUUGACAGAUUUCGGAUAAGUAUUUUAAAAAUUGCAGCAGUAACUGUCGGUACUAUUCAGAGGUGGAGGACAGGAGACCUAGUAUGGCUUUGUAAUAGACUACUCUGGGCGACAUCCCGAUGAGAAUUCGGUUUUUUGUCUGUGUAUUACAAGACCCGAAACACGGGCGGCCAUGAUUAAGUUUCGUGAAACGUCACAUUUCACAAAAUAAACAAAAGCUAUCUGUCAGGUUCAAGUUGCACUGUUUGACAGUUUCUUUGUUUGUUGAAAUGUGACGUCAAUGGGCGAAAUGUCACGUAAUCGUUUUGGCGCGAAAUUUAAAAUGGUUGAGGAAAUAUUUUAAGAGGUGUAAAGUAAUCAAUUGUAAUUUUUAAAAUCAUCAUCAAUUUAAGAGCCACGCUCUUGUCGGUGCAGCAUUUUCCAUGCUACUUUUUAGAGAAAUAUAGGGCAGUGGUUUCCCUCUUGCCUUCCGCCCCGCAGUACUCUGUUUGACGCGAGUGGGAUGGCGCCCAGAGUAGUCUAUUACAAAUCCAUACUAGGACUCCUGUCCUCCGCCUCUGAAUAGUACUGACAGUUACUGCUGCAAUUUUUAAAAUACUUAUCCGAAAACUGUCAAGUACGCAAUUUACGCGCUGUUAUUCGUUGUUUGAAAGGUGAACUGUCACAAAGUAUUCGAUGUUCGAAAUCGUCUGAAAUGAGGAAGAUGUAUGAGGUCUGAUAAUAGCAAACGCAAUAAUAAUAAUAGCCACCGGGAUCUGUUAGCAGGUGACCAUAAUCGAAAUUAACACCCUCAUUUUAAGAUGUUAACUCCAACCUUUCUCAACUCCGACCUCAGUUAGCCUCAAGGUUUUCCUCGAACUCGCUCAAAAUCGUUAUUCUUUUAUUCAACCUCACUUCGACUUUAUUCGAAUGAGGCAUGACGUCAUUAUUUUCGUAUUAUUAUGUUGGCAGUACGACACGCUCGACUCCAGUGAGGAAAGUCCUCAAGUCGACGACGUAAAUGUCAACUUAGAAUACCGAAAUGCUCAGCUGAGGCCGAGUUGGACAUCUCACUAUAAUGUGUGUUACGCGCCAUCCUAUGAAGACGUCACUUUUGACAGUUGUUAUAAUGGAAAAUGUGGGUCUGUAACUUUAGUUCGAAUGUCAGUAGUUCGAUGAAUGCUUAAUGGAUUGAAAUAUUUUUCGAAACCCUUUUUAACGAAUGAUCAUCCUUCCGAGUCAACUUUGUAUCGAACUCCUCUUUUACCGACGAACGGUUGACCGAAGCAUGCAUCGAACAACUCACAUUUCGAAUUUCCAGUUGUUCGAUGAAUGCUUCGAUCAACCGUUCGUCGGUAAAAGAGGAGUUCGAUACAAAGUUGACUCGGAAGAAUGAUCGUUCGUUAAAAACAUAAUUCGAAAAAUAUUUCAGUCGAAUAAGCAUUCAUCGAACUAUUGACAUUCGAACUAAAGUUACAGACCCGGGAAAAUGUAUGGAGAUGGUGCGCACCAGCGCCCUCUGUCAAUGUAAUGCAAGCAACACAAGAUACCAACGGAAAUGAACAUGGAAGCAGGUCUCCAUACUCGCUGCAGUUGAUUAUUGACGACAAAACUCAUACGAAACAAAACACAAUCACAGUUGCAAAAUAAUAGCCAAAAAUCACAUUAAUGUUAUAGAUUUUGUGUCGCUAUUUGUCUGUGCUGGAGUGAUUACACUUACGCGGUUUCGUGAAUAAGUUGACACAUGGUAUAAGAAGACCAGGUAUGCUCAAUCCUAUGACAAGCCGCCAUUGCUAGCCCAUUGAUGACGUAAGUGUUACCAUUCAAUUGGUAUAUCCAACAUUCCAAGGACGAAUGAAAUAAUGAAAGAAGAGUUACUGACUAAUGUAUUAUUUACUAUUAUUUGUCACAUAUAUAAAAAUCAUUAAAACUACGUAAAUCUUUUACUAAAAGUACAAAAAUUCCUUGCAAAGUCAAUUAAAAACAUUGGACGUGGGUAAUUUUUUUUUACGAAAUGGCAACGUUCGUGGGAUGACGUCAGCUGGGCUAACCUUGAAAUGUUAGCUGUCAGUUUUGAACAUAUCUGCGGGCUUAGCAUCGUAAGCGCGCGACCCUUUCUCGCCUCGACAUACGUCACCCGUCACUCUCUCACAGUACUGCACAGAAAGAGAUAGAAGAUCUCUGUCGCGGCGAGAAAGAGUCGCGUGCUUAUAGUGCUAAGCCCGCUGGUGUUAUACCAUGAGUUGACUUACCGGUAAGUGACCAAGGGUCCGCGCCGAUCUAUACCUUUAUACCACAGCAAUAAAGGCCAGGGGCCUGUUUAAUAAAACUUACAAUUGUAAAUUACAAUGACAAUUUGAUGUACAUUGCGGAGUGUGUGAUCACGAAUAUUUUGCACUUUCAUAUUAGCUACGUAAUGAACACCAAAUUGUCGUAAUUUACAAUUGUAAGUUUUAUGAAACAGGCCCCUGGUAUGGCCGUAUGGUUUUGAAGCGUCGCCCCUCGCCUUAUGGUUUCCGUUGUGUCGUUUUUAAGCCACAAGAAUGCUUCCAUGUUCACUUCCGUUCACCGCAAGAUACUUAUCUUAUAAAAGGCUAUUUGACUUAAGCCCUCUACGUUUGUAAGGCAUGAAGUAAUGUCCUCAUAGUUUUAAGCCGUCUCUCUUUCUCUCAUGCGAAGGAAAGGGACGUACAAUGUCUCAAUGUUUUUUUUUGUUAAAAAGAGACUUACAUCGCUAGGGCUUUAUGAUUUCGUGUGAUAAAUAAAUAAAUAAAGAUAUAAAUAUAAAAAGUUAGAUAUCGUAAUUUCGAAUAAAUGUACAUUUAAAAUACGUAA
Molecule: messenger RNA, 15189 nt
Organism: Pectinophora gossypiella (pink bollworm)
Lineage: Eukaryota; Metazoa; Arthropoda; Insecta; Lepidoptera; Gelechiidae
Exons: 14
Coding region: 277-5361 (1694 amino acids)
Molecular function (GO): protein binding
Source: RefSeq, a predicted model, not a curated record